AUGGACACCAAGCGCUGCUUCGCCAACCGCUUCGAUGACUACCAGGGCAGCCUGCUGGCGGGCCAGUGCGAGGAGGCGGUGGCGCCCUUGGUCACCGCCACCAUCGAGCGCAUCCUCCAGGAGCUGCCCCCGCUGGGGGGCGGCGCUGAGGGCCGGGGGGCGGCGGCCGCAGCCAGCAGUUGCCAGGGAGGGCUGUACGGCGGCGUGGCCGGGGUGGCCUACAUGCUCUACCACGUCUCUCAGAGCCCGCUCUUCGCCGGGGCCCGGGAGCGCUACCUGCGCUCGGCCAAGCGCCUCAUCGACGCGUGCGCCCGCGCCGAGGAGUGGGGCGAGCCGGACGCCGACACCCGCGCCGCCUUCCUGCUCGGGGGCGCGGGCGUGUACGCCGUGGCCACGCUCGUGUACCACGCCCUGGGCCGGUCCGACUACGUGCAGCCGCUGGGCAAGUUCCGGUCUCUGUGCGCCGUCUGCGCGCCCGUUUCCUUCCUCGAGUGCGGCUCCGACGAGCUGUUCGUGGGCCGCGCGGGCUACCUGUGCGCCGCGCUCGUGCUCAAGCAGAAACUCGCCCAGGAGGUGCUGACCCCAGCACAGAUCAAAUCAAUUUGCCAGGCGAUCCUGGACUCCGGGAAGCAAUAUGCCAUGAAAAAGAGGAAACCAUUCCCACUGAUGUAUUCUUACUAUGGAACCGAAUACUUGGGAGCAGCUCAUGGCCUGUCGUCCAUCCUCCAGAUGCUUCUUUCGUACCAUGAGCACCUUAAGCCCUCAGAUCAGGAGCUGGUGUGGCAGAGCGUGGACUUCCUUAUGGAGCAGGAACAGAACUGCAACUGGCCACCUGAGCUCGGCGAGGCCAUCGAGAGGGAGAACGAGCUGGUGCACUGGUGCCACGGCGCCCCAGGAAUUGCCUAUCUGUUUGCAAAAGCUUAUCUGGUUUCCAAGAAACCACAGUACCUGGACACAUGUAUCCGGUGUGGGGAACUCACGUGGCAGAAGGGCCUGCUAAAGAAGGGGCCAGGGAUUUGCCACGGGGUAGCUGGCAGUGCCUAUGUCUUCCUGCUGCUAUACCGGCUCACGGGAAACUCUAAAUACAUCUACCGAGCCCAAAGGUUUGCUGAAUUUUUAUUUACCGAGGAAUUCAAGGCUGGUUCCCGGGUCCUUGAAAGUAUAUACAGCUUGUAUGAAGGCUUCUCCGGGACGGUGUGCUUUCUGAUCGAUCUGCUGCAGCCCAACCAGGCUGAGUUCCCUCUCUUCAGCGUCUUUGUUUAGAAGGCUCCGUGUCCCACCGUGGCCCUGCAGAAGGUUCCUGAGAUUUCCUGAGCCUACUACCUGAGGCAGUUUCCACAUAAGCCACAUUCAAUGGUAUUACAACCAUGAGCCUUAACAUGGCUGUCGGAAGGAAGGGAGGGAGCAAGCAGGUGAAGGCAGCAUGAUACCUGAUUGAAGGGAGAACAGUGUGAGAACCUGCAAACAUAAAGACACCACAACUCUUCUAAAACCCCUG
Balaenoptera ricei (Rice's whale) is the source of this 1498-nucleotide messenger RNA. It is a transcript of the gene LANCL3, whose product is annotated as LanC like family member 3. The transcript has 5 exons. Gene Ontology annotation, cellular component: plasma membrane. NCBI's taxonomy places the organism in Eukaryota, Metazoa, Chordata, Mammalia, Artiodactyla, Balaenopteridae. The coding region runs from base 1 to 1263 and encodes 420 amino acids. The record is from RefSeq and is a predicted model, not a curated record. Gene Ontology annotation, biological process: peptide modification; carbohydrate metabolic process.